GACAUCUUUGCUUCCAGGCACUUUCUGAUUUGCGUCGGGCAAAUGAGUCCCAUCAACAGUCUCUGGUUCAAGUGGAAGAGCCUGAAAUUGCCAUGGCGCACUUCCUUUCUCGUCGGCCAUGAUUUGAAGGGAAACACCUAUUGGGAAUUCAAAGAUGCCCUGAAUGCGAAUCGGUAUCGUCGCAUCGUCAAAUGUGACCCCAAAACCCACCUCUCCGAUGUCCAAGUCAGCCCACAAUGGCACCAAUGGCUUCGAUACGUACGAGCGGAGCCUCCGUCGAUCGAAGAACAGCAACAGGACAUCAUCCGACAGAUUCAACUCAAGGAGUUGGCUCGUCUCGCCGAUGAACGGUGGGCGAGCAAGGCAUCUUAUCUCGAUAAGCCGAAGACUCAGCAACCCGCCCCUGCUACCCAGACCAGCGAUGCGACAUUGAACCCUCCGAAGGAUGAGGCGCAGGCUACCAAGGCUACCCCUGCUGCUCCUGGGAACGAGAAGAAGGAAAAACCAGCUUCAAAACAAGACCCUUGGGCAAAGGCCGCCAGUGGACCUGGUGAGAAGUGGCAGCCGGAUUCUUGGAGUCCGACCUCUUCCCAGAGAUGAGCUGGUUUGUUGCUUCGAACUUCGACCUUAAUCGCCCUGGUCGUCGAUUACGAUCCCAAGUCGCGUGCAUGGUGCGGAUUAUGCUACCAGACUAGCCGUGCAUCCUUCAGAGCUGCUGAGAUCCUGGAUGGCCGUCUUGGUGUUUGCCGAAAUCACCCUCUCCACUCUGUCUACAUUUUACUUCAGGAGUCAUGAGAACUGAUCAGCGUUCCUCGCCAGAUCGAGGAGUCAUCGAGCCGUGCCGUUGUAUAAAGAGAGGUGCAUUAGGCACUGGUCUUGCAUGGCGAGAACUCUUUGGUGCAGGGACUUGCAAACACCUUGUGUCAGCUCGAGCGGCAUUGUAUAUUACCUACUUUAGAGUGUAUGUACUAUAGUUAUUGAACUAAGCAGAAUGAGUCUAUGGCGUUCUGCCAGGUGUCGCAAUGAAUUCGAUUACCG
Messenger RNA from Aspergillus aculeatus ATCC 16872, 1038 nucleotides. RefSeq lists its product as uncharacterized. Lineage: Eukaryota; Fungi; Ascomycota; Eurotiomycetes; Eurotiales; Aspergillaceae. Gene Ontology annotation, cellular component: membrane. Gene Ontology annotation, biological process: mitochondrial respiratory chain complex I assembly. The record is from RefSeq and is a predicted model, not a curated record. The transcript is spliced from 3 exons. Bases 43 to 600 code for a protein of 185 amino acids.